AUGCGUGUCUCCUCUUCCUUCGUCGCCCUCGCGCUCGGCGCCGGCUCGCCCAUCCUCUCCUCGGGCUUCUUUGCCGCCGCGGCGCCGCUCAGCGCCACCGCCGACGCCAGCCCGGCCGCCAGCCCGAACCCGGCCGGCAGUAGCGAGGGCUUUGCCGCGCCCGAGGCCAUCUCGCAGCGCGGCCUGCUGGGUCUCGGCCUGAACAACGACGCCUCGGCGCCGCUGCUCACCGGCGAGCUCGGCCAGAACACGAGCAAGGGCGACGUCAUCGACGCCGACCUCAACCUCUGCGGCCUGCUCGGCAUCGGCUGCGACAAGUCGGCCACCGCCGGCGGCAAGGUGAACAGCAACGCCAUUCCCAAGAAGACCAAGUCGACGUCGAAGCCCAAGAAGGUCGUCCAGCAGUCGCUGCCCAAGCAGUUCAAGCCGCGCCCCAACAACAUCGGCAGCGGCAAGAAGUCGUCGUCGACCAAGAAGGUCGGCGCGCACAAGGUGCAGAUCAACGACAAGCACGACUCGCACGGCGGCUCGGCCACCGGCGGCAACGGCGGCCACGCCGAGGGCGGCGCCGCCGACUGCUCGACGAGCGGCAGCCUCAUCGGCGUCAAUGCGCUCAACUUCAACUCCUGCAACGGCGGCGCCGGCGGCGAGGCCAACGGCGGCAUUGCCACGGGCGGCCGCGGCGGCGACUCGCUCAACAGCCUGCUUUCGCGCGACGGUGCCGCGCACGUGGAUGCCAACUCGGCCACGGCGCAGCUGAGCCAGCGCGACGGUGCCGCCCACAUCGACGCCCAGUCUGCCACGGCGCAAUUCCAGCAGCGCGGUGUCGCUGCGGCGGCCAAGCCCGAGGGCAUCGUCGCCAGCGCCGACGACGUCGAGACCAACGUGCGCCGCGGCGUCGCCCACAUUGCCGUCGUGCCGGCGUCGCAGGCCAAGCUGCUGCCCGCGCGCCGCGACAUCAACGCCGCCACGACGCCCGAGGGGAUCCAGACCUUUGCCGCCACGCACGAGCCGGCGGCACCGGCGGCGCCCGCUGCGCCCGAGGCGCCCGAGGCGCCCGCUGCUCCGGCCGCUCCCGGCCAGGCCAUGCCCAAGCGCGACCUCGACGCCACGGCGUCGCAGCAGCAGGUGCAGGCAGCCCUCUCGCACGCCGAGCGUGGCCUGCCCGAGGCGACGAUCCCCACGGACUUCAACGCCAAGGCCGCCGAGCUCGCUGCUGGUGCUCCUGCCGCCGCCAAGGUGCCCUCCGCCAAGGCCCCUGCUGCUCCCAAGGCGCCGGCUGCUGCGAAGCUCCCGGCUGCGGCCAAGGCGCCCGCUGCGGCCAAGGUGCCCGUCGACGCCCCUGCUGCCGCCAAGGCACCCGCGGCGCCGGCCGUGCCCGCCUCGACGACGCCCUUUGGCAGCAUGCUGCGCCGUGCCCUCACGGCGGCCACGAGCCCGAGCAGUGUGCAGGCGCAGGCCAGCAAGUUCAACCCGCGCGGCACGACCGACUACGCCGUGCCUGCCGAUGAGGCCGUGUCGCACUCGGUGCUGGUCCAGCGCGACGUCGACGCCACGGCGGCGCCCGAGAGUGUCGACGCCGUGCUGAGCCGCCGCGCCAAGGGCGGCAACGCAAAGUCGGGCAACGGCGGCUCGGCCAACGGCGGCAAGUCCGACUCGAGCAUCACCGACUCGCUCAUCGCCGUCAACGCGCUCAACUUUGGCAGCAACAACGGCGGCGCAGGCGGCCUCGCCAACUCGGGCAAGGCGGCCGGCGGCCGUGCGGGCAAGUUUGUUAACAAGGCCGAGACGCACCACGCCAAGCUCUCGACGGCCAAGAAGCUCACGGGCCGCGACAGCGACGCCUCGGCCGACCCGAGCGAGUUCCAGGACGAGGACGGCGAGGACCUCGACGAGCGCGACGUGCUCGUCGAGUAUGUGCCGGCCUCGCUGCCCACGGAGCGCGACGUGCUCGUUGAGUACGUGCCCGCGUCGAUUCCGACUGAGCGCGACGUGCUCGUCGAGUACGUCCCCGCCGGCCUGCCCACGCGCGACCUCAACAUCGAGUACGUGCCGGCCUCGAUCCCCACCGAGCGCGAUGUCGACGUCGUCUACGGCGCCGCCGCUCCGGAGGCUCCCGCCGCGCCAGCCGCGCCGGCGACGUCGGACGUGCACCAGCGCGCCACCAACGUGGCCUACGACGCGCAGCAGCAGCAGCUCCAGGCCGUCAACAGCGCCACGGACUCGGCGGCCGAGGUGCAGCGCCGCAGCAGCAACAGCGCGCAGAUUCACGCCGGCAAGGCCGACCACGGCCGCGUCACCGUCGCCAACGCCGGCAACGGCGGCGAUGCGACGUCGGGCAACGGCGGCCAGGCGAACGGCCACUCGAACAGCCACUCGAACAACCACGGCUCGGCGCACGCCGACAGCAGCCGUGCCAGCGGCAGCUCGUCGCAGCAGCGCGCCAAGAGCUUCGCCACCAAGGCCUCGAGCGCCAAGCCGCUCACGGCCGCCGUGGCGAGCGAGCACAACCUCGUCGAGAUCGACCUCGAGAUGCUCUCGCAGCUGCUCACGACGGACCAGUGGGACUUUCUCUCGUCGUCGCGCAAGACGUACCACAAGGCGCAGAGCCACGCCGUCAAGUUCAACAAGCUCGCCGGCGGCAACAACAAGAGCAGCCUCGGCAGCGGCCUCGGCCGCGGCAACUCGGGCGGCGGCAACGGCGGCUCGGCCAACUCGGGCAACGCCACGGGCGGCCGCGGCGGCGACGCCAUUGUGAAUGAGCACUGA
Molecule: messenger RNA, 2769 nt
Organism: Tilletiopsis washingtonensis
Lineage: Eukaryota; Fungi; Basidiomycota; Exobasidiomycetes; Entylomatales
Exons: 2
Coding region: 1-2769 (922 amino acids)
Source: RefSeq, a predicted model, not a curated record